AUGUUCCCCUCCCAGCAGACCUUGAAGAAGAACUUUUUCGUCCCCUCGGCCGGUGCUGAUGCCGCUGCCCCUACUGGCGCUAACUUGUACGCUCGUUUCGCCUUCGCCGGUGCUGUCUGCUGUGCUAUCACCCACGGUGCCAUGACCCCCGUCGAUGUCGUCAAGACCAGAAUCCAGUUGGAGCCUGAGGUCUACAACCGUGGUAUGAUCGCUGGUUUCCGUCAGGUCGUCAAGGCCGAAGGUGCUGGUGCCCUUCUCACUGGUUUCGGCCCCACUGCUGCUGGUUACUUCUUGCAGGGUGCCUUCAAGUUCGGUGGUUACGAAUUCUGGAAGAAGACCUUCAUCGAUGUCAUCGGUGUCGACAAGGCCCGUGAGAACCGUACUGCCAUCUACCUCGGUUCGUCCGCCAUCGCCGAAUUCUUCGCUGACGUUGCCCUCUGCCCCUUGGAGGCUACCCGUAUCCGUCUUGUCUCGCAGCCUGGCUUUGCCUCUGGUCUUGGCAGCGGUUUCGCCCGUAUUUUGAAGGAAGAAGGUGUCGCUCGCGGUUUCUACUCUGGCUUCGGUCCUAUCUUGUUCAAGCAGGUCCCUUACACCAUGGCCAAGUUCGUUGUCUUCGAAACCGCCGCUGAGAAGAUCUACGCUUCGCUCUCCACCCCCAAGGACCAAUUGGCUCCUAGCACCGUCACCACUGUCAACCUUGGUGCUGGUAUCAUUGCUGGUACCGCUGCUGCCAUCAUCUCGCAGCCCGCCGAUACCUUGUUGUCCAAGAUCAACAAGGCUCCUGGUGGUGAGGGUCAGUCCGUUGCCUCGCGUCUUGUCCAGAUGGCUGGUCAGCUUGGUGUUAAGGGUCUCUUCCUUGGCUUGGGUCCCCGUAUUGUCAUGGUUGCUACCCUUACUGCUGGUCAGUUCGCCAUCUACGGUGACAUCAAGCGCGCCUUGGGUGCCACUGGCGGUGUCGAAAUCGCCAAAUAA
This is a messenger RNA of Zychaea mexicana, 972 nucleotides long. RefSeq names its product mitochondrial carrier domain-containing protein. Gene Ontology annotation, biological process: mitochondrial phosphate ion transmembrane transport. The transcript is spliced from 4 exons. Gene Ontology annotation, molecular function: phosphate transmembrane transporter activity. Gene Ontology annotation, cellular component: mitochondrial inner membrane. Bases 1 to 972 code for a protein of 323 amino acids. Lineage: Eukaryota; Fungi; Mucoromycota; Mucoromycetes; Mucorales; Lichtheimiaceae. The record is from RefSeq and is a predicted model, not a curated record.